This is a messenger RNA of Zophobas morio, 1956 nucleotides long. RefSeq names its product glucose dehydrogenase [FAD, quinone]-like. NCBI's taxonomy places the organism in Eukaryota, Metazoa, Arthropoda, Insecta, Coleoptera, Tenebrionidae. The coding region runs from base 1 to 1896 and encodes 631 amino acids. The transcript has 3 exons. Gene Ontology annotation, molecular function: flavin adenine dinucleotide binding; oxidoreductase activity, acting on CH-OH group of donors. The record is from RefSeq and is a predicted model, not a curated record.
AUGUACUUAAAGUUUAAAACGGUAAAAUUGCAUAGUCAGUCAAUAAAGUUAUACCAAAUGAAUAUGUAUGCGUUUUUAGUCGUUUCAGUAAUUAAUUUGUCAGUUGGUACAAGUAGUACCAUAACUGAAAAAUAUUAUGAAGAAUUAAUACGCCAACGUACAGCGGAAGCCGAAUCUUACAAUCUACCCACAACUAACGACGAAUUCAAACCAGGAGUUCAAUCGAAAACUACACACGACUAUGGUUCCUACGAUUUCGUGAUAGUAGGUGGCGGCUCUGCUGGGAGUGUAUUAGCAACCAGACUAUCAGAAAUAGACAGUUACAAAAUUCUGUUAUUAGAGGCAGGAGGCGAAGAAGACGACUUUAGCCAGAUACCUUCCAUGUUCUUUCACCUAUUCUUCAGCAAAAUGAACUGGGGGUACUUCAGUACACCUCAAACUACUUGCUGCUUAGGAAUGAAAAAUCGAGCAUGUGCCGUCCCUAGAGGGAAAGCUCUUGGUGGUAGUAGUGCUAUAAACGCAAUGAUGUACGCCCGAGGUAACCGCUACGACUUCGAUGAGUGGGUGGAGUUAGGAAACCCGGGAUGGUCGUACGAAGAAGUUCUUCCUUAUUUCAUAAAAUCGGAAAAUUCGCAAGUUGAUGGUGAUCCCGACUACCACGGGAAAACCGGCUUCUGGAACGUGGCUUACACUUCACCGGCUUCUCCCCUCCUUUCCAAAUUUUUUAACGCUAGCUUACAAAUGAAUCAACCCAUUGUGGACUACAAUGGUAGAAAACAAAUCGGGUCAGGGCGAGUACAAUUCACUAUUAAACGUGGAAAGAGACAAAGUACCGGAAAAGCGUUCUUAGAUAACGCACGCCAACGACGUAAUCUUGAAGUUAAGAGCAACGUUUUAGUGACCAAAAUCAUUAUAGACAAAACCAAAGUGGCAAAAGGGGUGGAAUUCGUAACAAAACACAAAAAAUUCUUCGUAAAAGCAAAAAAAGAAGUCAUUGUUAGUGCAGGUGUCGUUAAUUCUCCACAGCUAUUAAUGUUGUCGGGGAUAGGUCCAAAAGAUCAUUUAAAAGCACUGGAAAUUGGUGUUGUUGAAGACCUGCCUGUUGGUAUGAAUCUUCGAGAACACGCUUUGUUUCCUGGUUUGGUUUAUAACACAAACUAUACUCUUUCUAAUCGUAGUACCGAGGAAUUUGUCAAACAGUAUUUGAAAGGUUUAGGUACUUACACAAGAGCAGCCGGUAUAGACGGCAUCGGUUUCAUACACACCGGUCAAGGAAACAGAGCACCUACCAUAGAGUACUUAUUCGUACCACCAACCGGAAUCAAAACAAAAAUAGUAAGUAAAGCUUUCAACUACAACGACAACCUCAGCAACAACUUUCUAAACAAAUUGGACCCACAAAGAGGCGUGGUGAUCCACUUGAUACUACUUCAUCCAAAAUCUAGAGGCCGCAUUACCCUCAAAUCAAAUGAUCCUCUUGAUUUUCCCUAUGUGGAUUUGAACAUGCUUUCGGAACAAGAGGAUAUAGAUACUGUGAUUGAAGGAAUAGAAUUCAUUCGUGAUAUUUUUCAAAGUGACGCUUUUAAGAAAAUUGAUGCCCGUCCUCUAGAAAUUCCGGUUUGUAAGGAACUGAGAAAACAGUAUAGAGAGUACUGGGAAUGCGUAAUUCGUCAGAUGACGACCACCAUUUAUCAUCCCCAUGGUACCACCGCUAUGGGUCCAGAUAAGAAAACGUCUGUAGUCGAUGGUGACUUGAAAGUGCAUGGAAUUCAAAAAUUGAGGGUUGUGGAUGCUGGAAUUUUUCCUACGUCGCCUUCUGGUCAUUUGAAUGCCCCCACGGUAAUGGUGGCGGAGAAAAUUGCAGACAUAAUUAAAAGAAAAUAUAGGUUUUCAUAAAAUGACAGAUUAUUGGAAAAUUCGAAUUAUACACAUGAAAAAAAUUGUAUUGUUAAAUAA